Theobroma umbraticum is the source of this 2119-nucleotide messenger RNA. Its product is annotated as MLO-like protein 6. Gene Ontology annotation, cellular component: membrane. Gene Ontology annotation, biological process: defense response. The record is from RefSeq and is a predicted model, not a curated record. NCBI's taxonomy places the organism in Eukaryota, Viridiplantae, Streptophyta, Magnoliopsida, Malvales, Malvaceae.
AAAAAAAAUAAACAAAGAAAAGGACUGUUAUGUUGAUUGGAAAAUCCUUGAUAUAUUCAAAGCUUACUCCCCAUCUGGCAGAAGCUGCAUUCACAUUUCCUCUCCCUUCUUUCCUUUUCGAUCGGUAUUGAAGUAUAUGUAUUUGCUUCUUCUUUUCAAAUAUAUUGUUCCUUGAGAAACUUCGUUCUAUCAGCUCCAAGUUAUCGAGUCUUGAAUCUUGGUAGCAUAUUUUCGCAACUGAAGUAAAAACUUGGAAGCAAAAACAUGGCUGGAGGAGGUGGCGGAAGGUCUUUGGAGGAAACACCGACAUGGGCUGUUGCUGUAGUCUGUUUUGUUUUGGUUUUGAUUUCAAUAAUCAUUGAGCACAUAAUCCAUAUGAUCGGAAAGUGGCUAAGGAAGAAACAUAAACGAGCACUUUUUGAAGCACUGGAAAAGGUUAAGUCAGAGCUUAUGUUGCUGGGAUUUAUAUCCUUGCUCCUAACAGUAGGACAAGGUGUAAUAUCAGACAUAUGCAUAUCAGAGAAAGUUGGGUCUACUUGGCAUCCAUGCAAUAAGAAACAAGAAGAGAAAAUGAAUGAAGACGUUGAAGAUACAGAUUACGAUAAUCGCCGGAGACUUCUAACCAUAUCAGACUCCGGUGGAGUUUUCCGGCGUUCAUUGGCGGCAGGCUCAGAGGACAAAUGUGCAGCAAAGGGUAAAGUACCAUUUGUUUCCUCGGAUGGUAUCCACCAACUCCACAUUUUCAUCUUCGUGCUAGCUAUUUUCCAUGUCCUUUACUGUAUUCUUACAAUGGCAUUGGGCAGAGCUAAGAUGAGAAGUUGGAAGAGGUGGGAAAAGGAGACUAGAACCAUCGAAUACCAGUUCUCGCACGAUCCGGAGCGGUUCAGAUUUGCAAGGGAAACGUCGUUUGGAAGAAGGCACUUGAGCUUUUGGACCAAAAACCCGGUUCUUAUGUGGAUAGUUUGUUUCUUCAGACAGUUUGUAAGGUCGGUCCCUAAAGUUGAUUACUUGACCCUCCGACAUGGAUUUAUCAUGGCACACUUGGCACCCCAAAGCCAAACCCAAUUUGAUUUCCAAAAAUACAUAAAUAGAUCAUUGGAAGAAGAUUUCAAAGUUGUUGUGGGCAUCAGUCCUCCAAUAUGGUUUUGGGCUGUAGUCUUCCUACUCUUUAACACUCAUGGUUGGUAUUCUUAUCUGUGGCUGCCAUUCAUCCCUUUGAUUAUCGUCCUGCUAGUGGGAACCAAGCUACAGGUGAUCAUAACCAAAAUGGGGCUCAGAAUUCAGGAGAGAGGAGAGGUGGUGAAAGGAGUGCCGGUCGUUCAGCCUGGCGACGACCUUUUCUGGUUCAACCGCCCCAGACUCGUUCUCUUUCUUAUCAACUUUGUUCUUUUCCAGAAUGCCUUCCAGUUUGCAUUCUUUGCAUGGACUUGGUAUGAAUUUGGGAUAAAAUCUUGCUUCCAUGAGCAUGUGGAAGAUGUAGUCAUCAGGAUUUCAAUGGGGGUCCUCGUUCAAAUUCUUUGCAGCUAUGUCACUCUUCCUCUUUAUGCCCUCGUAACACAGAUGGGUUCGAACAUGAAACCCACCAUAUUCAACGAAAGAGUAGCCACGGCGCUAAGGAAAUGGCACCACACGGCUAAGAAACAGAUCAAACAGAACAAGGGCUCGGUGACCCCUUUCUCUAGCAGACCGAACACCCCAUCACACCACACGUCCCCGGUCCACCUCUUGAGAAACUACCGGAGCGAAAUGGACAGCCUCCAUACCUCGCCAAGGAGAUCGAAUUUCGAUAUUGAGCAUUGGGACACGGAUUCUCCAUCCCCCUCCCACCCCAAUUAUGGUGAGGGUUCAUCGUCUCACCACCAUAAUUAUAUGGCUGAACAAGUUCAACUAGACAAUGAUAGGGAUGUUGUAAAUGAGCCGAGCUCAAGUGAACAACAGGAACGCACGCAACAUGAGAUUAAUAUCGGGCCGAAGGAAUUUUCUUUUGAUAGAAGAACGAGUGUAUAAACAUACAUUUGGGAUUUGAAAUUAGAUGGUAAUAUAUAACAUGAUCAGAUGGCUGAUAGCAUCAAUGGAAUUGGCCAUGGAAGAAAUGAUGCCACUUGAUCAUUUUGGAUCA